Cariama cristata (Red-legged seriema) is the source of this 3171-nucleotide messenger RNA. Its product is annotated as girdin-like. Gene Ontology annotation, biological process: cytoskeleton-dependent intracellular transport; cytoplasmic microtubule organization. Bases 1 to 2817 code for a protein of 938 amino acids. Gene Ontology annotation, cellular component: centrosome; cytoplasm. The record is from RefSeq and is a predicted model, not a curated record. NCBI's taxonomy places the organism in Eukaryota, Metazoa, Chordata, Aves, Cariamiformes, Cariamidae. The transcript has 17 exons. Gene Ontology annotation, molecular function: microtubule binding; dynein light intermediate chain binding.
AUGUCAUUGAUCAGUAGGUACAAGCUUUUGGAGUCAAAAUUAGAAUCCACACUUAAGAAGUCUCUCGAAAUAAAAGAAGAAAAAAUUGCUGCUUUGGAGGCUCGUUUAGAAGAAUCAACAAAUUUAAACCAGCAGCUCCGUCAGGAACUUAAAACAGUGAAAAAGAACUAUGAAGCUCUCAAGCAAAGACAAGAAGAGGAAAGGAUGGUUCAGAAUUCUCCUCCAAGAAGUGGGGAAGAAAAUCAGUCUGUCAAUAAGUGGGAGAAAGAAAAUCAGGAAACUACUAGAGAAUUACUGAAAGUUAAAGAUAGAUUAAUCGAAGUGGAAAGGAAUAAUGCUACGCUGCAGGCAGAGAAGCAAGCACUGAAGACACAAUUAAAGCAACUUGAGACACAGAAUAGCAAUCUGCAGGCUCAGAUUCUUGCACUUCAGAGACAGACUGUUUCUCUACAGGAACAAAAUACAACUCUACAAACUCAAAAUGCCAAGCUGCAGGUUGAAAAUUCCACCCUUAAUUCUCAAAGCACAUCUCUUAUGAAUCAGAACGCACAACUGUUGAUCCAGCAGUCAUCUUUAGAAAAUGAAAAUGAAUGUGUACUCAAGGAACGUGAGGAUCUGAAAUUGUUGUAUGAUUCACUUCUCAAAGAUCAUGAAAAACUGGAACACCUGCAUGAACGCCAAGCUUCUGAGUAUGAAUCUCUGAUUGCUAAACAUGGAAGUCUUAAAUCUGCACACAAAAAUCUGGAGCUGGAGCAUAAGGACUUAGAAGAUAGGUACAACCAGUUGCUGAAACAGAAGGUGCAGCUGGAAGAAUUGGAGAAAGUACUCAAGAUAGAACAGGAGAAAAUGCUGCAGCAAAAUGAAAGACAUGAAACUGUAGCAGCAGAGUAUAAAAAACUUCGUGAUGAAAAUGAAAGGCUUACUCACACAUACAGUCAGCUCUUGAGAGAGAAUGAAGUUCUCCAAACUGAUCAUAAGAAUUUGAAAACAUUGUUGAACAAUUCCAAACUAGAACAAACACGGUUAGAAGCUGAGUUUUCUAAACUCAAAGAACAAUACCAACAACUGGAUAUUACAUCGACAAAACUAAAUAAUCAAUGUGAGCUGCUUAGCCAGCUUAAAGGAAAUCUGGAGGAGGAAAACAGACAUCUACUAGAUCAAAUUCAGACAUUAAUGCUACAGAAUAGAACAUUACUUGAGCAGAAUAUGGAAAGCAAGGAUCUCUUCCAUGUAGAGCAAAGGCAGUACAUUGACAAGCUAAAUGAAUUAAGGCGACAGAAGGAGAAAUUGGAGGAGAAGAUAAUGGAUCAGUAUAAAUUUUAUGAACCAUCUCCGCCAAGAAGAAGGGGCAACUGGAUUACUCUGAAAAUGAGGAAGCUGAUAAAAUCUAAGAAGGAUGCUAAUCGAGAACGCUUGAAGUCCGUGACCCUUACGCCUACCCGUUCAGAAUCCAGUGAAGGAUUUCUUCAGCUGCCCCACCAUGACAGUCAGGAUAGUUCCUCUGUGGGCUCGAACUCUCUUGAAGAUGGCCAGACCUUGGGGACCAAAAAGAGUAGUAUGGUUGCACUGAAAAGACUGCCCUUUUUGAGGAACAGACCGAAGGAAAAAGACAAAAUGAAGGCCUUCUACCGUCGCUCCAUGUCCAUGAAUGACCUGGUGCAGUCCAUGGUCCUAGCAGGAGGACAAUGGACAGGUAGUUCUGAGCAUCUGGAGGGUCCUGAUGAUAUAUCUGCGGGUAAAAGGAGGAAAGAAUUGGGAGCUAUGGCCUUCUCUACUACAGCUAUCAACUUUGCAACUGUCAACUCUUCUACAGGCUUCAGAUCCAAGCAGUUGCUAAAUAAUAAAGAUACUACAUCCUUUGAAGAUGUAAGUCCACAAGGUAUUAGUGAUGAUUCUAGUACAGGAUCAAGAGUUCAUGCUUCCAGACCAGCCAGCCUUGAUAGUGGCAGAACGUCCACUAGCAAUAGCAAUAACAAUGCCUCACUCCAUGAAGUCAAAGGUGCAGUUAACAAUCAAAGCAGGCCGCAGAGUCACAGCAGCGGAGAAUUUAGUCUGCUACACGAACAUGAGGCUUGGUCUAGUAGCAGCAGCAGUCCUAUUCAGUAUUUGAAAGGUCAUACGAGGUCCAGUCCUGUGCUCCAGCAAAGAACGUCUGAAACACUGGAUAGUCGUGGAAAACAGAGCAAAACUGGUUCUCCUGGAAGUGAAGUUGUUACCCUACAACAGUUUUUAGAAGAAAGCAACAAGAGUACCUCAAGUGAGAUGAAAUCUGCAAGUGAAGAGAAUCUUUUAGAUGAAGUCAUGAAAAGCUUAUCUGAGUCUGCAGAGCUGACAGGAAAGGAAAAGCUAAGAAAACAGCCGUCUGCCGGUUGUGGUAUUGUGAGGUCGUUAAGCGUAAAAAAUACAGUUGAUUUCUCAGAUGGACGAUCCAUUAAACCAGAACAAUUUGUAAGGCCCAGCCUUCGUAGAACGGAAGACACCUACUUUACUAGUUCUCCGAUAAAAUUUACGUCAGGCGCUCAAGGGAAGGCCAAAUCGGUUAAAGAAAAGAUACAAGCAACUGUAUCACAGCGACAAUCAAGAGAUUGCAAUCCUUAUGCUACCUUACCUCGUGCAAGCAGCGUGAUUUCUACGGCAGAAGGAACUACUCGAAGGACAAGCAUUCACGAUUUUUUGUCUAAGGACAGCAGGCAACCUGUAUCAGUUGAUCCAGCACCAUCCACCGCCGACAGAAGUGUUCCAUCAACCUCUAAUGUGGAAGCUAUCCCAGAAAGCAGAAAUUCAAAAAGCAGGUCUAGGGAGCAACAAAGCUCCUAAUUCUAUUACCCACUACAUGAGAUGUGGGCCAAGUGAGAGAAAAGUGUCCUUCAGUAUCUCAGUAUGAAGCCUUUAUAUCUGAAGUAACAAGACAGCGACUGUAGGAAUCAUUAAUAAAAAUUAAGGGAAUUUUUUACAUUCUUCGUGACUAGAGCAGGCAAGAAAUAAAAACCUACCUACCUUCCUUCCUUCCUUGAAUCAAGGAGCUCUACUGGAGUCUACUGCCGAAAAUUUGUAGAUGGUCUUAGGAAUUAUUGCACAUUGCACUGUUAAGAUCUACUGAAUAAAGGACAGUUCUCAUCUCCCUAAGGACCAAGAAUUUUAAGGUCUCAAGAAUUACUCCAGGGAAAAAAA